This is a messenger RNA of Morus notabilis, 1003 nucleotides long. Its product is annotated as homogentisate solanesyltransferase, chloroplastic-like. Gene Ontology annotation, cellular component: membrane. NCBI's taxonomy places the organism in Eukaryota, Viridiplantae, Streptophyta, Magnoliopsida, Rosales, Moraceae. The record is from RefSeq and is a predicted model, not a curated record. Gene Ontology annotation, molecular function: transferase activity, transferring alkyl or aryl (other than methyl) groups. The coding region runs from base 47 to 1003 and encodes 318 amino acids. The transcript has 7 exons.
UUUUGUCCUUUUUAUUAUUUUUCCUUGGUUGUUUCAUUUACCAUACAUGGAGCUCACAAUCUCCCAGUACACUUCCCUUAAAGUACCACCUUUUAUAUCUAGCCGUUUUAAGGCCUCCUCUUAUGUGAAUAGGUUGAAUAUUCCAAUUAAACCUACAACAAAAUUAGAUACCAAAUCAUCCAACUUUCCUUCAAAAUUAUGCUCCACCAAUAAAUUGAACCAGCCGAUAGGGCUCUAUGGGGAGAGCAGGUUCUCAAAGCCCUUAUUAUUUGGCCAACAUAAUCGUAAUUAUAGUCGGGCAUGCACUCAACUUGAAUUUGAAGGUUCAGACCCGGUCCUUCACAAAGAUCAACCUGAAUCAGUAGCUCCCAAUUUGGUCGCCAAAGUCUCACAUUUUGGAUCUGUUUUCUAUAAAUUCGCAAGGCCUUAUACAACGAUUCAAGUAUCAAUAUCAUCCAUAUGUAUAUUUGCAAGAGUAAUGGUUGAGAACAAACACUUGUUCCAAUGGUCUAUGUUGCUUAAGGCAUUUCCGGGCCUAAUAUCUAUAAUUCUUGCAAACGUUUAUAUUACUGGCAUUAAUCAGAUUUUUGAUGCCGAUAUUGAUAGGAUGAACAAACCUUAUUUAGCAAUACCAGCAGGGGAUCUUUCACUAAAACAAGCGUGGAUCUUAACGAUAUUUUCUGCAAUUGGGGGCCAGUUGAUUUUAUGGUUAAUGAACGCCAACCUGAUCACCACUUGUUCCUUUUCUCUUACUCUCCUAUUGGUUACUAUGUAUUCUGCCCCUCCAUUUUGGUUCAAAGGAUCUUCUGUUGCAACACUUAUUUCGGUUCCUUUGAUGAGUACAAUUCACCAUGCCGGUGUACUCUACGCCGCCACAACUUCCCUUGGACUUCCAUUCCAGUGGAGCCCCCCAAACGUUUUCAUUAUCACCUUUGUUGAGUUGUUUUACUUGGUAGCUUGCCUCACAAAAGAUAUCACAGACAUAGAAGGUGACAUGAGAUGA